Molecule: messenger RNA, 1278 nt
Organism: Brassica napus (rape)
Lineage: Eukaryota; Viridiplantae; Streptophyta; Magnoliopsida; Brassicales; Brassicaceae
Product: agamous-like MADS-box protein AGL65
Exons: 8
Coding region: 642-1175 (177 amino acids)
Biological process (GO): regulation of transcription by RNA polymerase II
Molecular function (GO): protein dimerization activity; DNA-binding transcription factor activity, RNA polymerase II-specific; RNA polymerase II cis-regulatory region sequence-specific DNA binding
Source: RefSeq, a predicted model, not a curated record
ACGUUCAGCCUCUGAGUUAAUACACAUACAUAUUUACCUAAAACCUUGUUUACAUGGUUGACCCAACCAACGAUCUACUGAUAUUUUUUAGUCUGAGAUUUAAGCCAUGAGCUAUUGUAAAUAGUCUCUCCCAACGUGAUUUAUUUGACUGUAUUAUUCGAUUUAUUUCACAAUAUAAUUAUCUCUAUAUUUUCUUAACAUUUCAAUAUUUUUUUGCUUAUAUUUAGUAAAAUUAUUUCUAAACCACGCUUAAAUUUUAUAAACAAUAUUUUAUAUACACCGAAUAAUACAAUGAAAUAAUGUGAAAGUCAAAUUUAAAAAUUUUAAUUAGUGCAUAUAUAGGUAAAAUAAAUUUUUUUGUUUAUUUUAUAAAAUAAUAUAUUCUAAAAUAAAUAAAAAAUCCAGAAAAGAACCUUUUUGUAAAUUAAUAAAAUAUCAUAGUCCCAACAUUAUUAAUUUACAGAAACUUUACUAUAGUAUCUACGAAGUAUUUAAACUAAUAAUUAAAAUUUUAAAAACAUUUAUUUAGUCGAGAUCCUUUAUCACAAAUUUGAUGAUCCUAGGAUAAACUUUCUCCAAAUAGUAUUUAUAAAGUCAUAUAAAUAAGAGGACAUUUCAAGAAGUACCAAGAGAAAUAAAAAAUGGGAAGGAAGAAAAUUGAAUUGAAGACAAUAGAAUGCCCAAAGGAGAAAAGUAGCAAAUACUCAAAACGUAAAAAGGGACUUUUAAAAAAAGCUGAGGAAAUGGCGGUAUUGUUCGAUAGUGAUAUAAUUCUCCUCGUCUUUUCUCCCACCUCCAAGCCAAACCUUUUCUAUCCUCAUUCUAGACCUCUUAGUGGAAUCUUGGAGAAGCUUUCCAAUAUGUCAGAAUAUGAACGGGAAGAGAGGAGAGCCUACACAAAAAAGACGUUGAUGAAGCUUUUGAAGAAAAAAAAUGUAGAAAUUCCCAAUGAAAAUCAUAAUCAUUCUUCUGGAAGAGAUGAAGUCCAGCUUCAAGAAGAUGAUAAGGUAAUUGAACUGGCAGAAGCUAGAGAAUUGCUUGAUGAGAAUACAUCAAUUCUGAGGAACUGGCAAGACCCGCAUAGAGUUGAUGAUUUGGCCCGACUCACAAUAAUGGAAGACCAUCUAGUUUCUAUUCUUAGCCUCAUCAAAAAGGUUCAAAAUGAACAAGGGUAGCAAAACUCAGAUGUGAUUUCAAAAUGAAAACAUUAUUGUUUACUUAGCCCAUUAAAGAUCAGAAGAAUAUACUAUAUAUAUAUAUAUACUAUUAUGUUAAUUA